This is a messenger RNA of Eriocheir sinensis (Chinese mitten crab), 5816 nucleotides long. Its product is annotated as heterogeneous nuclear ribonucleoprotein L-like. Gene Ontology annotation, biological process: mRNA processing; regulation of RNA splicing. Gene Ontology annotation, cellular component: nucleus. The coding region runs from base 96 to 1658 and encodes 520 amino acids. Lineage: Eukaryota; Metazoa; Arthropoda; Malacostraca; Decapoda; Varunidae. The transcript is spliced from 16 exons. Gene Ontology annotation, molecular function: mRNA binding. The record is from RefSeq and is a predicted model, not a curated record.
CGGGGCGGGGGCGGGGGGCGCGGCGCCGCCCGGCGACGCAGUAGCCCGUCUGCUGUGGCGAGAGCUUGUGGUCCCGUGUGCGGCUCUGUUUCAAAAUGGCGUUUAACGGUGACGGUCCCUUUAACAAGCGUAUGCGCACGGAUGGUGAAGCUGUGGGGCAGAAGAGCAACGUCCACUACUACACCGACAAUGACUAUUACACCCCCGACCAGAACGACGGUGAUAAUGUGAGUAGCGAGCUGAUGGGGGAGGCGUGCGAGACUACAGGAGAGCCCAACCCUAAUGGACCCUACGGCGGCUUCAGCGACUAUGACAACCAACCGCGGCGAAGGAAAGGGGAACCGGAGACUCCAAAUCAUGUGCUGCUGAUGACGAUUCUGAACCCCGCUUACCCCAUCACAGUGGACGUCAUUCACACCAUCUGUCAGCCGUAUGGGAACGUUCUCCGCAUCGUCAUCUUCAAGAAGAACGGCGUGCAGGCCAUGGUGGAGUUUGACGGCAUCGACCCCGCCACACGAGCGCGCGAGGGGCUGCAGGGAGCUGACAUCUAUUCCGGCUGCUGCACCCUCAGGAUCGAGUAUGCUAAGCCCAGCAAGCUGAACGUGUACAAGAACGAUGCCGAGAGCUGGGACUUCACAAACCCCAAUGUCGGCAUGAAGGAGCCCCCGACCAGUAGCAGCACCAGCAGCGGCUCCUCCCGUCCUCCCCUUCUUCAGGAACCACGCGGCUUUGGCAUGAACGUGUCCCCCUUCAGAGGUGGGAUGAACGGCCAGAUGGGUGGCGGCCCUCGUGGAGGUGGCGGAGGCGGCCUCUUCAACAGCCCCAUGCCUGACAGGUUUGGCAUCAACAACGGAAUGAGCAAUGGCGGCAUCCGUGGGGGCGGCCUGAUGGGAAGUGGCCAGGGGCAGGGCGGACCCUUCAUGGGGGGUGCUGGCGGCCCAGGUGGAGCCUCCCUCUCCGCCAUGGGUCAGCCCCAGCCCGGCCUGCCCCAGCAAGGCGCCGUGCUCAUGGUGUAUGGUCUCAACAAGGACAAAAUGAAUGCCGACCGCAUCUUCAAUCUUCUGUGUCUCUAUGGCAACAUCGUCAGGAUCAAGUUCCUGAAGACCAAGGAAGGGUGCGCCAUGGUGCAGAUGGGGGAUGCCCUGGCCGUGGAGAGGGCCGUGGCCAACCUCAACAACACCACUUUCUUCGGCUGCAAGAUGCAACUGGGGUACUCGAAGCAAGCAUUCCUGGCUGACGUGCAGCAGCCCUACGACCUGCCCGACGGAACACCCUCCUUCAAGGACUACAUGGGGAACAAGAACAACCGCUUCAUCAACCCCGAGAUGGCCUCCAAGAACAGGAUACAGCCACCCUCCAAGAUUCUGCACUUCUUCAACACUCCACCAGGAUUGGAUGAGGAAACACUGAAGCAAGUCUUCAUGGAGGGGGAGGUUGUGGAGCCUAAGAGCAUCAAAUUGUUCCCCUCCAAGAGUGAGUCCGAGAGGAGUUCCAGUGGACUGCUGGAGUUCAACAACAUCUCCGAGGCCCUUGAGGCCCUGGUGGUGGGCAACCACGCACCCAUCCCAAAUCCUACUCCCACAGACAGCAAGUUCCCGUUCAUCAUGAAGCUGUGCUUCUCCUCCUCGAGACACAUCCCCAACAAGAUGGCCGAGUGAGUGUCGCGGCAGCACAGCGCCACACGGCCGGCCGCUGCCGCCGCCGCCGCGCCGUGACCUGCAGGGUACACCAGGGUUGUUGGCAGUCAGGCAGGGAGUAAUGGGAUUGUCUAAAUCAAGCUGUAGUUACUUACGGUCCACAGGCGCAGUAAGUAUCGGGAGUCAUACCGUCGCAGUGGGUUGUUGGCACCCCAGAGUGUGGCACCGCGGCGGCUGCAGCGGGAGCAGCAGCGACGCCACACUCUGGGCUGCAGAGGCGGACGGCCGCCUCGCACAGGUUGAGGGAUGCACCCCGGGCCUGUGUCGCUCCCCUGCCGGGCCCCUCGAGGACCUGGAUCGCCAGGAACGAUGCCAGUUUUGUUGAGGCCGCGGGGGCUCUGCCUUGUGAUUCCUACAGGCUGAUCUGAAUAGGAAGAAUCGAGCAAGUUUCAGCAAUAAAGAAUUUGGAGUUUAUUUAAAGUUCUUUUUUUUAUAUUAAUGAAAUAAUGUAAAGAUAUGGUAAAAUAAUAUAAUUUUGUUUAGCAAUUAGCACCAAUUGUGGUUGGCUGAUCCGGCCCGGGGCCGGCGUCCCUCCCCGAGGCGCCCGGCAGCGUAGGAUAAGUACAGUAUAAACCCUCCCUGAGUUGGAAGCUUGGGCAGUCUCCCACUGUCCGUCCUACGCUCUCUUUAUAUCACCGUUAUCAUUAUUCUGAACACGUCACCCAAGGAGGCCUGGGGGCUCCAGUGAGGCCCGGCAUGCGGCGCAGCCGCCGUGCCGAGGAUCUUGAUGCGAGCGUGUGGGUUGUCCUGCCGCCGGCUGGCCGCAGGCGCCCACCAGAGGGUCCGCUUCUUUAAAGAGUGGCUCUGAGAACUGAGACCUGAGCAGCACACCAGUGCUGCUGCCCCAGGACAGGUGCGCUGCACCGCCCCGCACAGUGAGGCGGGGGUGGUGGGGCUGCCCCCCGAGGCACUGCCCGCUGGAGCCCCGGGCCCAUGUGCUCACUCAGUGGAAUGUACAAUACUGUUUAUGAAUAUUGUGUUAUGUUUCUAAACCUAUUCCAUUAUUAGGCACAAUAAUUACUUCUGAACUUACUGUAUUAUACUUAUCAGUUCACUGUAAUCUUUGAUGGUCACUGAUCUUCAGUGCUAUGUUAAGUCUAGGUCACCAGUUAACUUAUAACAUGGAUCUUACCUGAUAUUAUGGCCGUGUGUGUUACUAUCAUGAUGUAGCUAACUAGGUAACUGGUCUUUGUUGCAAUAAUGGUCAAGGGAUCCACCAUUCUUAGCCCGCCUGCGUCACUAAGGCUGGUCCUGUCUGUUCUGAAGGGAAUGAUGACAAGCUCUGUAGCACCUGCUUCUGGGGCUCAAUAAUGGCUGAUCUUUUGACAGUAGUCUUACACUGAUGAUGACCCAUGUAAGUUAGUAGGAGGCAAUGUUAGUGGCAACAAGGAUGAAUUGUUGGUAAAUGUAGUUGUAAUUGAUAAAGCUUUGGCCAGAGGGCAGGCGACUGAAACAAGCAUUACAGUUCUGGCUUGUUCCACUGCCCCUCUGUCAGGGCCUCAGUGUUUUAGAUUAGAAUUUUAAUGCUUUUUCACUUUCUCUUUCUUUCUUAGUUUAUUUUAUCUUAUUUUUAAGUAGACGGUAAAAUGGUGUCGUUAUACUUAGUUCACCUCUUGAGCUGGUGCCGCCAGCCGCUGCAGGACUUGACAUAAGCUCUGUCGGUCCCUGGUUAUACUCCUGGUUUGUGCCACACUAUUUGUUUUGCCGCUAACAGUAAUUCAAUAAAGUUUGAGUGACCAAAUUAAAAAAAAAACAUGCAGACAAGAAGUUCAAGCAAAGAUAUAAAAGUGUUCAGUGCAUAUUCUUGCCAACGGGUAACUUUAGACUUUGAAAACAUUUGAGUUUAAGAACAAAUUCCUACUCCAAUUCCUAGUCAGCAACACAAGGUACUUAAUUUAGGGCUUUAAAAUGACAAAUCUAAGUUUAUCAGACAUGACUCUCACUGCAAGCAGGAAACAAUACAUUACACACAACUUUUCUUGAACUUCCCAUCUACAGACAAGGCUUUCACUGACACACCCCCACCCCACCCGCAGCCAGAGAAACUAGCCUACAGCAGACUACAGAGCCAGACACUGUGGCCCACAGCAUGUAUAAACAAACCCAGCUUAUAUAUAUCUAUAUAUAUAGGCCUUAAUGGUGAUUAUUUAAGUUACUCAAGGCAGGGUUGAGUUAAGAAAUAAAUUUUCUUACAUUUUUAUGUAUAUAGAACACCCAAAACAUUAUUUUUCUGGUAAUAUGUUGUAAAUAAUUUUUCAAAGCGGCUUACACCUUAAAUGAAAGCAGUGAAUGAUCGAAGCUUGCAGUUCGAUAUUCACUGAGUUUCCACGUGAGCGCUAAUCUUUUGUGGCGUCAAGUGUCAUGUUGCCUCGCGGCUGUCCUGCGUGUGGCGCCGGGCCCGAGCCCCUCACGCACUGCGGCGCGCUGCUCCGCCAAGCGGCCCACGGGGGUCUUGCUCUUGUUUUACUGUAACGCUAACUUAACGUGGCUUCUUGGGUCUCAACUUUUAGCUCUUGGUAAGUAUUUAGAGGAGUAGCCGAGGAGGGAGUAAUUGUACCUUGAGGUUCAGGGGAGCUUUUGUUUGUUCAGGGUGACUUUCUUGGUGCCACAGUUGUUGACUUGGUGUUUGGCGUGUGGAGGAGAGAGUAACUUGAGGGUGUUUGUUUCAGCAAGAGGAGCGCGCCGUCAGAGCCCCGGGGGUUCGGAGACCCAGCGCUUAUUUGGAAUGUCUCAAUUUAGAAUCGUUCACUCCUUGUUCCCCGUCCUAAGUUUUAGUCCAACGACAUUCACUCAUUCAACGCAAAAGAUCUAUCGCAGACUGUGAUUACGAAGUAUUUAAAAUAGAUUGAUUGUUUACAGACGUUGAGUCCAUUCGCUGACACGUAGGAACAGAGAACAGUACAAGCUACACCACAUGAAAAUACUUAACAGAAACAAAGAAACUCCCGAACAGUCAUAACACAUGCAAUUCUGGAAGACAGAGAGGGGCUAAGGGUGACACGUAAACACUCACCACAGACAGGAAGGAAAUUAACAAGCUUUUUCUAUUUUUACGUUUGUUUCUUUGUUUUGCUAAAAUACUAGCUUCCUGAGGUAUUUAUUUUAUUAAUUCAAGUUCAAAGCCAACUUGGUACAAAGCACGAUUGUACUAAGGUAAAGCAAGCCUGCCAAAUAUGUAGAGUCCCGAGGGCCGCUCGCCCCCCCUCACGGCCAGCCCCGUCGAGGACCGCCCCGGCGGGCACCGCAGAGUGAUCUGUAAAUAUUUGAACGAUGAAGCGAGGCCCGCCAUUGUGGCCUCCAGCGGUGGCGGCAGCCAGGUGGCCUUGGGCCGCAGCAGCCGUGGCCGGCCGGGGCGAGGGCGGGGGUGGUGCCGCUGGCGUCAGGGAGCGGGGGGCGGGCGGCGCCUCUCUCCUCCGUGCCAAGCGUGGUGUGUGAGUGCUGUGUAGGCCACGUCCACCUUGGGCCAGGGUCCCGCGAGGCCCCAGGGAGCGCGCUCUUUGCCCUCUGCCCCGCCCGGCGGCCCUCGGCCCCAGACUCCGCUCACAAGCAAUACGACCUGACCUCAGGUCCCCUGGCGGCUCCCUGGGGCCGCCCGGACCGCUAGGCUGUCUAAGUGGUUUUAUCUCUGAUGAUAAGUCGUUGAAAUGUCGUUGCAAAAAUGUGCUUCAGUAGAGAAUGUUUAUUACUCUUCUUGAAAUCGUCCCAAUAGAGUGAAUCACUUGAUGCAUAUCAUAGCACUAAGGUUGACUGCGCCGGCGGGCCAGUGCCGCGGGGCCGCGCCCGCCGGCCGCCCGCGGCGCCGCGCCCCGCGCCGCGUGAUGUUCCGUCCGAGGGCGGCAGUGAUGGCCCCGGUGGCCGCGCCGGCCUGCCCUGGGGCAGGGCGGCACGGCGCCGGGGCCAGUGGUGGGCGGCGUGGGGCGCGGCGUCGGGCCGGCCCGCGGCCCGUCCACGGCCGGCGGCGGCCGCGGCGUGGCCUUGAACCCUCACCAUCCCUUAUUCCAGGAUUGCGGAGUUAUUUUAAAAGCAUAACAAACAUGAUAUUAUAAUUUCCCUUAAUCCAUAUGUUGUUUGUAAGAAUUUUAAGGAAUAAAAUGAAUAAUACUUUAGUAUAAAAGAGAU